This is a messenger RNA of Myiozetetes cayanensis, 2545 nucleotides long. RefSeq names its product proteasome assembly chaperone 1 (gene PSMG1). NCBI's taxonomy places the organism in Eukaryota, Metazoa, Chordata, Aves, Passeriformes, Tyrannidae. Gene Ontology annotation, biological process: proteasome core complex assembly. Bases 18 to 851 code for a protein of 277 amino acids. The record is from RefSeq and is a predicted model, not a curated record. Gene Ontology annotation, cellular component: endoplasmic reticulum. The transcript has 7 exons. Gene Ontology annotation, molecular function: proteasome binding.
GCAGGCGCGGGGCGGCCAUGGCGACCUUCUUCGGGGAGGUGGUGGUGGCCCCGUCCCGGGCCGGGCUGGACGAGGAGGAGGAGGACAGGGAGGAGACCCCCGAGGACCGCGAGAUCCGCAGGGAGCUGGAGAAGAAAAGGGAGGUCGAUGUGCUGUGGAGCGGGCUGGCCCCGGAGCCCUUGGUGUGCUCCCGCUUCGUCGUGGCCAUCGGGCGGAACGCGGCAGCUUUCCUGUCCUCUUUCAUUCUGGAUUCUGUGUGCUGGGAGGUGGUUGGAGUUGUGAAGCUCUGGAACGAGUGGUGUCGAACAUCCAGCACCACCAGCGUCCUCCCCACCGAUUCCUUCUGCCUGUUCUACAGAUUAAUAUCAGACCCCACGGUUUUACUGUGCCAGUGCAGUUGCUACGUGGCUGAGGAUCAGCAGUUCCAGUGGCUUGAGAAGGUUUUUGGCUCGAUGCAGAAGGAAGGGUUGCAGGUAACCAUCCUCUCCACGUGCCCCGUGGCUGAUUAUAAAACUCAGGAAUCCACUUUAACGCUUGCAUCUCCGUUCCUGAAAGCCUUGAAGACCAAAGAAUUCCAGGAGCAGGUUUGCUGCCCACUGCUGGAACAGCCCAACAUUGUGAGGGACCUCCCUGCUGCUGUUUUGAGUUACUGCCAGGUGUGGCAGAUCCCUGCAGUGCUCUACCAGUGCUACACUGACGUCAUCAAGCUGGACACCGUGACAAUCGAGGCCUUCAAGCCUCUGCUUUCUUCUGAAGUCCUCAAGAGUUUGGUCAAGGAUGCAUCUGAAAGCACGAAGAUGUUGAAGAAGUUCCUGACGGCCACUGAAAGUCACAAUAAUAUCUACAUUUAACAGGGACUUUGGUGCCACAGGCUGCACUUUUGCAAACUCCAGUUUCUUCUGCAGAAGACUUUUGGGAAUCUUAUUGUUGUUUUCUUUUUUUUAAUUAUUUUUAUUAUUAUUAUUUUAAAAGUAGAAUAAAUUCCAGGAGGUUUUUACUUCUCAUUUUUUGCUGCUUUCAGCUUCAGUGGCUGCAAAACAGGUGGAUUCCUUCUGCAGGGCUUGGGAGACUUUCUGCUGGAGUGGCUUUAGCAAAGAUAUUUUCAGUAGGAAAAGCAGCUCUUUGUUCUCCUCCUGAAGGGAUUGUCUUACCCAAAUAUAAAUGAUAAAUUACGGAUGAACUCCUUUUGUAUGGAAAAGAGGAAAUGCAGUUAAGGGAUCCCGUCUGUAUCCAACAAGAACACCUAUUUUUUACUCUUAUUUUCAGUCACAGGGUAUUUUCUAAUACCUGAUGCUCUUUAAAGGUUUGGCUGUGAUGGAGAAAACACACCCUGUGCCCUUUUCCAUCCAUAAAUAUAUCCAAUUUUCUUCGUGUGUCUGCAUAUCCUUUUUUAAUGAGUGUGUCUGACACCAAAAAUCCAGUGAGUGAAGUGUGGAAAACACCUUUUAAAGACUGAAAUAACCUGGGGAAAGGGGCUUGCAGGAUCACAGGCAGUAUUUUUGUUGCUCCCAGGGAAUUCUGCUCCCUGAGUUUAACUCUUGAUUUACACUGGAGGGCUCAGUUCCUUUAAAUUGCUGCCCGUGUUGUUGCAGAGAAGCAAGAAAAUGUCACUUAAAAACGCUGCUGGAUUUUUGGAACUGCACGUUGGCUGCACCAUUUUAUUACUUGUACCUGUUUGAUUUGUAAUAAAUAAGGUAGAUAACAAAAAAAAUAUCUUCAGGGAUAAAAAUGCAGGCUCUUGUAGGAAGUGUCACUGCAUUUCUGGUGUUGGUGUGAUCACCCAGGCAGUUGGCAGCGUCUCAGAACAGUUAUUUUAUUCUCUAUAAUUCACUUUUUACCACCUGGGUUUAUGCUGAGGUGUGAGAAUGCUCUUUUAAACACCCUGAGGAAAAAGCAGCAAACAAAACACCGGCAAUUUGGGAGAUGAAAUGACACCAAAAACUGGUGGAUGGGCAGAAUUCCUCCAGGGUUAAUUAUUAUUAUUCCUCCAGGGUUAAUUAUUCCUGCAUAGCUGCAAGUGUUUUGUGUAGGAUGUGGUAAGUCAGUCCCAUAGGGCAGUGAAAUAAGAUAUUUUAAUUUUAAAUUCUAUCUUUUUCCAGAAUUCCAUGGGUAUUUUAAUUUAAAAUUCUGUCUUUUUCCGGAAUUUCUUGUAGGAAGCAGCUCAUUCACCCCUUAAGUAGUUCUGGACUCAGAACUGAUGAUGCUCAAGGAUCUCAUCAGAUGUGAAGGGUUUUUUUUUUCAUAUUUGAAUGUUGCUGCUCUUUUUUUGUCCCUUUCUGUGCUCCCCAGUACCCACCAAGAGCCUGCAAGAAGGCUUUUCUUAUUUCUCACAAUAUUAAUAAUAAUAAAUUUAAUACUUGUACGAGUCCAUAAAUUUAAAACUUGUCAGAUGCGCCAGGUGGCUUCAAAUCUUUUUUGGGGUGGGGGGGAAAGUUCAUUCUUGCCUGUGUGUCUGAAAUGUGGUGGUUUAAGGCUUGUUUUCUUAAGGGCUUUUUUUGCUAAAUGCAAAUAAUGAAACCAGGGAGAAUAAACUGAUUGGAAGAGU